UCUGGGUACUGCAGGCUGAAGUGGUGUCAACUCAAGAAGAAAAAAAAGGCCGGCCCCAAGACGGACCAACAGACGGGAGGGGUUUUUUUAGUUUUUUUUUCUGAUUACUAUUCAACCCAGCAACAAAACACCACAAACACAGGGGCCCCGGAUGCGGGUUUGCCGCAUCGUGCAGCUAGGUUCUUUUGGUCCCCCCGUGACAUGUUUCUUCGAUUGGGUGCUUUUCCUUCCGUCUCUCGCUGUGGACAUGGGCCUUUUUUCUUCAUUUUUUUCCCUUCCUUCUGGGGUCUUCGCGGGGGAAGUCUAGGUGUCCGCGGAGCGAAGACAGGUUAUAUACACCGUCGACCUACCGGUCUCGCAGAAAAUCCUGGCUGGACUUGCCCAGCCAUGUAAGUUGGAGGUUAGAAGCUGGCUUGUUUUUCUUAAUCCCGAAUCAAGAAAAUCAAAUCCCUUCUGCUGAUCACUUCGCACCACGACGAACGGCCCGCCUCUUGAGAGACCGGGGGAAGGGCAUCUUUCUUGUCUUACCUGCUCUUACUGCAUUACUUUGCUCCAUCUUCUCUGUUUUGACACUUCAUAUCCUCGCCCGCUCGCAUAAUACCCUGUUCGUCUUGUGCACCUCCCUCCUCGGCAGGACCAUCCCGGAGUGCGGUUAGCAACAUAUCUCCCCUUGAGAGACACUAAAAGAAGAAGGAGAAAAAGAAAAGAGAUGGCACGGAUUCGGGUAGACAUCUACUCGGACACCGGGUGUCCCUGGUGCUACAUCGGCAACAAGUACCUGGAUCUCGCCAUCGAGCAGUACUCCAUCAGACACCCGGACGCCGUCUUCGAGCUGGCCUGGCACCCCUUCUUCCUGUUCCCCAACGCCAAAGUCUCUGGAUACAAUAGAGCGGACCUAUACCACAAGAUCAUGGGGCCCGACCGCGCCGCCGGCUGGUUCCGCAGCCUCGACGCCGCCGCCGGGCCGCUGGGCAUCCGGUUCGACUGGAGCGGCCGGACCGGCCACACGAGCGACUCGCACAAGCUGCUGCUGCGCGCCUCGGACCUCGGCAGGGCGGCGUCGCUUCGGAUCGGCGGCGGACUCUUGCAACAACAACAACAACAACAACAACAACAACAACAACAGCAGCAGCAGCAGCAGCAGCAGCAGCAGCAGCAGCAGCAACCUGGCACUGCCGCCGACCAACCCAGCAGCGACGACGGGGAAGCCACGUCUUACCCCUCGCCGCCCCGAGACGACGGCGACGAUGACGACGACGACGGUGAGGAUGGCGACGACGACGAUGAGGAUGGCGACGACGACCGCGGCGACGACAACAACACCAACAACACCAACAAUACCAACACCAACUACAAUCACAGCAACAACAGCGCCCCGCUCCGCCGCCUCCUCCGGCACGUGUUCGAGGGCUCGUUCGAGAGGGGCCGCGAUGUGUCGGACCGGGCAUUCCUGGCCGAGGCGGCCGUGGCGGCCGGGGUGGCGGCCGACACGGCCGAUGCGCUCGGCUGGCUCGACCACCCGGGGUCGGCGGCGCGGCUGGCGGCGGGGACCGCGACCGCGUCGGCGGGAGCGCCGGGCGUCGCGGCCGUGCCGUCCUUUGUCGUCCAGGGCAAGUUCAAAGUCGGCGGCGCCCAGCCGCCCGACGUCUUCCUCGCGCUGUUUGACCGGUUGGGUGGGGAGGGGAAGGCGUGAGGGGGGGAAAGGAAAGAGAAAAGGAGAGAGAAAAGGAGAGAGAAAAGGAGAG
This is a messenger RNA of Gaeumannomyces tritici R3-111a-1, 1745 nucleotides long. RefSeq names its product thioredoxin. Gene Ontology annotation, molecular function: oxidoreductase activity. NCBI's taxonomy places the organism in Eukaryota, Fungi, Ascomycota, Sordariomycetes, Magnaporthales, Magnaporthaceae. The record is from RefSeq and is a predicted model, not a curated record. The transcript is spliced from 2 exons. Bases 710 to 1693 code for a protein of 327 amino acids.